AUAAACGACAACGAUGAUCUUAAAUCUUCCAAAGAGAUUGUCUCUAGACUUCCCAUGAAGUAUAUGAGAGCACUGAAAUUAACUUGCAAAACGUUGUACGCUUUAUCCCAAAGUCCGAGCUUUAUGAAGUUGCACAUUAGUAAAGAAGCAACGCCAACAACAAGGGACGGAGAGUCGAUGAUCGUGCUGAUGGAUUACAAUCUUUAUCUAAUCAGCUUCGUCUUAAACGUUGAUUCAUCUGCAGAGCAUAAAGGCAAACUUACUUGCUUAAACGAACAAGUCAAGAUAUCUCAAGUCUUUUCCUGUGAGGGUUUAUUGUUAUGCGUAUUGAAAGAGUAUAAUUUUAAGCUUGUGGUUUGGAAUCCGUAUUUGGGACAAACAAGGUGGAUCGAACCCAGAUAUUCUCACCGCGUAGGCCGGGAUGUGGACAGCUACAGGUACGCUCUAGGAUACGUGAACAAGAACAACUCUUGUCGAAGCCACAAAGUCUUGAGGCUUAUAGAUGAUUACAUCUAUUUGGCCGUGAACCAUGCACCCGAAAACCGGUUUUCAUGGUAUGAAAUCUACGAUAUUGAAACCUAUUUAUGGACAACUCUUGACGUCCCCCCAUAUUGGAGGAUAUCGUGUUAUCAGCAUGGUGUUUCUCUCAAGGGAAAUACCUACUUUUGUGCUACAAAAAGUAACUCAGGAUACAAACUCGACGAUCACAUAAUCUGUUUUGAUUUCACAAGUGAGAGAGUUGGGCCGCUUCUGCGUCUACCGUUUUGCGCUGGGCUUCAUGACUAUGUGACUUUAUCUUGUGUUAGAGAAGAGAAGCUUGCGGCUUUACUUACCCACAACGAAUCAAAUCCAUAUGAGUUUGAGAUAUGGAUUACGACUAAGAUUGAGUAUGAAAAAGUGUCAUGGAGCAAGAUUUUGGAAAUGGAUACAGGACCAUUGGCUGACAGGCCGAUUGCAUUUACACAUGAGAGUUUCUUUGUUGACGAGGAGAAGAAUGUCUCCAUGGGUUUUGAUGACUUGAAUCGCCACACAGUUAACAUCAUUGGAGAGGCCGGAUACUUUAUAGAAUUGGAUCUCGGAGUACCUGUAGCCGACAUAAACUGUGGGGCACGAAGGCCACAUUUGUGCCCUUAUGUUCCAAGUUCAGUGCAAAUCAAACAACCUCCCGGAGGCAAAAGGAAACGAAAAACCAUUCUAGAAAAGCGUCAAUAUGAUCAAAACAUGUUGAGACUUGCCGCCUUUAUAAAGCGAACCAAGCAGGAGGAAAAUAAAUGGAGAAAACGAGUCCGCGUGGGUCUAAAGAAGAAAACGAUUUUUGAAGCCUAAUUCAGCCUCUUUCGUUUACUCACUCUUUUUCUCAUUGAAUAAGAUUACUAUCAU
Molecule: messenger RNA, 1380 nt
Organism: Arabidopsis lyrata subsp. lyrata
Lineage: Eukaryota; Viridiplantae; Streptophyta; Magnoliopsida; Brassicales; Brassicaceae
Product: putative F-box protein At3g22940
Molecular function (GO): protein binding
Source: RefSeq, a predicted model, not a curated record